Molecule: messenger RNA, 721 nt
Organism: Drosophila elegans
Lineage: Eukaryota; Metazoa; Arthropoda; Insecta; Diptera; Drosophilidae
Product: DNA replication complex GINS protein PSF1-like
Exons: 1
Coding region: 36-644 (202 amino acids)
Biological process (GO): DNA replication; DNA strand elongation involved in mitotic DNA replication
Cellular component (GO): GINS complex
Source: RefSeq, a predicted model, not a curated record
UAGAUCAACAAUCAACAAAACAAUAAAGAUCAACAAUGAGCCGGUCAAACAAAUUAUUUGGAGACAAGGCGUUUGACCUUCUCAAGGAGCUGGAGAGAUCGUCGCAAACCAUUCCCGCCUUCGAUGACGACGGAGUGCGUCAGGUUCUGGAGGAGAUCAAGGCGAUAUUCGAGGAGAACGUGGCCCAGGCCUCAACGUAUAAUGCUUCCGGGGAUCGGAGCUUGUGGCCACUACUAAACUUCAGACAUGCGGCUCUCCAGAGGAAUAAGAGGUGCUUAUUGGCCUAUUUGUACGAGAGAUGCAAGCGGAUCAAGGCCCUGCGCUGGGAAUUCGGACCCAUUAUUCCCGGGGACAUAAAGCAGUCUCUCUGCGAACCGGAGGUGCACUUCUUCAAUAACUACUCCAAGUCCCUGGCUGCCUACAUGUGCAGUGCCGGCUACAAUCAGGGAUUACCCAUAGAUCUCACCAACAACCUGCGACCUCCCAAAUCCCUCUACAUAGAGGUGCGCUGCAUGGAGGACUACGGAAAAUUCGAGCUGGACGAUGGCGAGGUAAUCCAUUUGAAGAAGAACAGCCAGCACUAUCUGCCCAGGGCUCAAGUGGAGUCCCUCGUAAGGCAGGGAAUCCUUCACCAUAUAGCUUAGGCUUUUAAGAAUAUUUAAUAAUGUGUACUAUGUAUAGGUUAAUAAUAUAUUAAAUACUGUAUGCUAUAUUUGCCAAA